Messenger RNA from Cheilinus undulatus (humphead wrasse), 6652 nucleotides. RefSeq names its product gamma-aminobutyric acid type A receptor subunit gamma2 (gene gabrg2). Gene Ontology annotation, biological process: signal transduction; nervous system process; synaptic transmission, GABAergic. Bases 312 to 1742 code for a protein of 476 amino acids. Gene Ontology annotation, molecular function: GABA-gated chloride ion channel activity; GABA-A receptor activity; benzodiazepine receptor activity. The record is from RefSeq and is a predicted model, not a curated record. Lineage: Eukaryota; Metazoa; Chordata; Actinopteri; Labriformes; Labridae. The transcript is spliced from 10 exons. Gene Ontology annotation, cellular component: GABA-A receptor complex; synapse; dendrite membrane.
CUGAGGCUCCACUGCUUUUCUCAGCUGCUCGGUUUCACUGUAGCUUAUUACGGGGGGGCUUUGCCGUCUGAAGCAGUUUUUAGGGCCCUGCUAGGCUGUCAAUUCGGUAAGAGAGACGCCAGAAACGAACGAGCGAUACGAAAUCAAGCUUUCGACACGCAUCGAUUUUGUUUUGGCUGAUUUCACUCCACCGCACGUCCGCCUCGGGUCUAGAUUUGCAGACCCGCUACUGCUAACGUGCGUAAUGUAUCGUACAGAGGAAACACAGUAAAUAGACGGACACGUCCAUCUGCAAUAAAGAGGAAACGAAGAUGGUGAUGAUGGCUUCACCAAAUUUAGCCUACAAAAGCUCGACAGCAAUGGCGAAGCCUUCUCUCCCUCUGAAGCUGUUUCUCUGGGUGUUUAUCGUCGUUAACCUGCCUACAAGCACCUUCCAGACUGAUGAUGAUGAUGAGGUGUCCAACAAGACGUGGGUGCUGACUCCAAAAGUGUAUGAGAGUGACGUCACGCACAUCCUGAACAGCUUACUAGAUGGAUAUGACAACAAGCUCAGACCUGACAUCGGAGUUAAACCAACGGUGAUCCACACGGACAUGUUCGUGAACAGCAUCGGCCCAGUAAAUGCCAUCAAUAUGGAAUACACCAUCGACAUCUUCUUUGCUCAGACUUGGUACGACAGAAGGUUAAAAUUCAACAGCACGAUGAAGGUUCUGCGUCUCAACAGCAACAUGGUCGGGAAGAUUUGGAUCCCAGACACUUUUUUCCGCAACUCCAAGAAGGCCGAUGCCCACUGGAUUACCACACCCAAUCGAAUGCUUCGGAUCUGGAAUGAUGGUCGGAUACUAUACACUCUCAGGUUGACAAUCGACGCUGAGUGCCAGCUUAAACUGAACAACUUCCCAAUGGAUGAGCACUCAUGUCCCCUGGAGUUUUCAAGCUAUGGCUACCCAAGGGAGGAGAUUGUAUACAAGUGGAAGAGGAGCUCAGUUGAGGUUGGGGACAUUCGCUCCUGGAGGCUCUACCAGUUCUCCUUCGUGGGCCUGAGGAACACCUCAGAGAUUGUCAGGACUGUCUCAGGAGACUACGUGGUGCUGACUGUCUUCUUUGACCUGAGCAGGAGGAUGGGUUACUUCACCAUUCAGACCUACAUCCCAUGCACCCUGAUUGUUGUCCUCUCUUGGGUCUCAUUCUGGAUCAACAAGGAUGCUGUCCCUGCCAGGACAUCAUUAGGUAUCACUACUGUGCUGACCAUGACCACGCUGAGUACCAUUGCCAGGAAAUCCCUUCCAAAAGUGUCCUAUGUGACCGCCAUGGACCUUUUUGUGUCCGUCUGCUUCAUCUUUGUCUUUGCUGCACUCAUAGAGUAUGGCACACUGCACUACUUUGUCAGCAACAGGAAGCCGAGUGCCAAAAAGGACAAGAAGAAGAAAAACCCGCUCCUCCGGCUCUUUUCCUCAAAGCAGACACCCACGGUAGACAUCCGCCCACGCUCGGCCACAGCCAUCCAGAUGAACAACGCCACACACAUGCAGGAGCGGGACGAGGAGUAUGGUUACGAGUGUCUGGACGGGAAGGACUGCACCAGCUUCUUCUGCUGUUUCGAAGACUGCCGCUCAGGAGCGUGGCGGCAUGGGAGGUUGCACAUUCGUAUCGCAAAGAUAGACUCGUACGCACGCAUCUUCUUCCCCACCGCAUUCGGUCUCUUCAACCUGGUUUACUGGGUCUCCUAUCUCUAUCUCUAGGUCUGGCUGUGUCUCCAGCCUUAUCACACAGCUUCUUAUGUUCUACAUUAUGCUCUGUGCCAGCAAGGGACAUACUAAAGGAGGGGACCCACUGCAACACAAGAUGAUUUGAUUUGAAGCAUUUCCUUUAAAUCUUCAGUUUUAAUCUCUAAGUCAUGAAAACUCUGACAGACACUGCAAAUGUUGUAGCACUACACUUAACUGGUAUGAGGAGGUUUAUAGAUGUGUUGUGGAUACAUUGAUUGUGUGAGAAAUCUACGAGAAUCUUAGUUGUGUUUUAAGAUUUGACAUAUUUUUGGAUUUCCUUAUUUCUCUGAUGUUUUUUUUUAUUGUAUUAUUAUUAUUAUUAGGAGAAAUGCAUUCCUUCCACUGUAAAAAGUUGAAACAAAUCACAGCAAACAUCUUUAUGAAAAAUAUAAAAGACAUUUAUUGUCUUAUUAUUUAUUUUCACUUUUUUUCUCUUGCUUCGCAUCCUAAAACACUAAAUCUGAAGCACUUUAAUAGAGCGAUGUUAGACAGACACAUUACAGUUCAUUUGGAUGAUUUAUUUUUAAUCCAUUUAGCUCCAGCAUUGGCACAAUUGAACAUUUUCUACGUGUGGUCAGAGAGAGACAGAGAGGAUGCUGUUUAUGAACAAUGCUCAGCUGUACAGACACUGUAUAUAUUUUACUAUUACAUAGUGGUUUACAUUUAUUGCAUGCACCUUUCAGGCCAAAAAUCAACAUGUUUUAUGGUCUUCUGUUGUUGGUUAUGGAAACUACAAAAAAGAGCACUGUUGAUUAUCAUUCAGGAUUUAGAUAUACUUUUUUUUUCUAGGAAAAUUGGAAAACCACACAAGGAAAAAAAGUGCCCAAUUCGUCUUUUUAAGUUGUGAAAUCAUCUUUGCAUACAAGUGGGCGGGACAGAUGAUAUCAGGCCAGACAACUGCUUUAAUCAUUUUCCUCACAGCCAUUAGCCUACUGUAUAGACAAUGCUGACCUCUCACCCCCUCCUCCACGAGCUGUUAAAAGCAAGCAUUUACAUAAUGACACACUGCUGUUGUUCUUUUUUGUUAUGCAAGCUUUUAACAGGGAAAACGUAUUUUAAAAAGUUGCAUUCUCUGUACUGGAAAAAAAAAUUGUUUGCCCUUUUGCAUUAGCAGAGUGAUAACUACCGCUGUUUUUGCCUUUGAGGAACAGGAAUACAAACUAAUCCACUCCUUAAUGCAAAUGUCAAUAUAGACACCUGUAAGGGAUUUGUCAAUCUCACUGGGUUCUCUGUGUCAUUCUGCUAUUAAGACAUUAAAAAACACACAAAAUGCACAAAUUAGUUUGGGCCUGCAUUUAAACAACAGUGUAAAAGUCUUGUUUUCAAGGGAUUAGUAUUACCUGGGGACCUCUCAUCAAUUGUGAUAGUUAUACAAGGUUCCCUGUGUUCUUAAUCAUGUGUGGCAUAUUUCAGGUUACACAGGUCCUCUGAUUAAGCAAUCCAGUCUGAAUCACCAACUCACUAACUUAGGGCCAGUGUUCCUAUAUGCUUUAAAAAUCAAGACUUUUAAACACUUAAGAACAAUUAAUACUACUUUUUGCACAGCUGAAUUUUCUGAUUUAAUGUUCUUUCUAUAAAAUGUCAAAUUGCAUACGACAAAUACAUUUUUUGGCCAUAAACGCCCAAAUUUGAUGACUUCUGGCACAUUUACGGCCUCUAGUCCAUCAAUAUGCCAUAUACUGAUAUUUAUCAUAAGACACUUAAGCAGGUGUACCAAGCUGAUUCUGAAGAGUUACACCUUUAAAAAGCAAAUAAAUACUUUUUAAACCAGCUAAAACAACAGUGGGCUCCAUGGAUUUUUUAACUUGGCAACCUGGUAGCCUAGAUGUUCGAGAACUGGACUAAUGUUUUUCAACACUACAGAGUUUUUUUUUUUAAUCACAGUGAGCCAGAUAAACUCAAAGAGAGAUCUGAAAAUUCCCCCCAGGAAAUUUAGAACAUCCAACACCAUGGCCCUUUUUACAUGACGUUUUCAAGUGAAAACACAAAACUUUUGUUGUAUUUUGGCUGCCUGUCUACACAAGAACAGUGUUUUGGGUAGACCAUAAUGUCAACUGGAAUGACUCCCAGUCAACAUACUCUUGAAAUAUACCCGUCUUGUAGUUAAGAGUCACUCAAAGCAACAAUUCCACCUCAUUGUCGACCCAUACAAUUGCUUAUGUGCUUGCCAUCUUUGAUGUUUACACUAUAGUACUUAGGCUACAAGGAAGGAAGGGUCUUUACGCAUGUGUGCGCUUUGGCUAUUGCAAAAUUACACCGCCAGCUAUUGGCCUGGCAUGUAUACUACAAUGUUUUCGGUGUUUCCUGCGGUCUUGUACGCUGGGAGAUUGGUUUCAAAACAUUGCUGUCUACAUGUGGAACUAGUAGAAAAUGAAGACGGAAAAUGAAGCAGAACGUUUUUGUGUAAACAUGGCCUAAAUUUAUUGAAUUCUGGAGAUUAUAUAUGCAACAAUUUCUGGAGGUAAAAAUCAUAAGGCCUUAAAUUCAAAUGUGCAAUUUAAGACAAUUUAAGACUUUUCAAGAAACUGCAGGAACCCUGUGGGACGGUUUGUUUAUUUUUGCAUUUUUUUCUGCAUCUUUCUUAUGUUGUCACAUUGGUAGCUCCUCCCAGAGUAUGUGUAAGUUACACAAAUGCAAUAACAGCUGGAAAAGAUAAAGUGGGCUGCACUGCCAUUUUGAGUGGAAUUUAAAAAACAAGUGUGCAGCUGCUUAAUUAUCGCUGCUGGCAUGCAGUGCUUCAAUAUUUUAAAUCAGAAAUAUCACUAAAUGUGAGGAAACUUCACUUAUCCAGUGCUAAUGAGCCGCCCCAAACAUUGACACCACAAAUUCAACAAUUAUCAACAAUCAUCAGAGGACUCCAGGUCAAACAAAUCCUGUGAAACUAAUGCUUAAGAAUGCCUGUGUGAGGAAACUGAUUGACUGGGUGGUCAAAAUCCAUUUUUUAAAUUAGUUUUUACAUCUUUCCCAUUAAAAUAAUCCCCUAAAGAGGGCAGAGAACACAGCAGAAGCAUUUGAAUGGUUAUUGUGUAGGAUAACAUGUAACACAGCUGAUAAACAGCCCCUCACAGAUGAACUCGGACGGACACCAGUAUGCAACAAACAGAGGCCGUGCUUCAGUAAAGUUUGUCUUUAUGUACAUAAACUAGAAAAGGAAGAAAACACUCGUCCAGCCCUUGAGAUUUUGUAUGAGGGUCUAUAUUUUGUAAUUUCAGCAUUGUUAUAGUAUAUCAUCAUACUUAUUGUAUUAUGCUGGACUGACCUUAUAGAAAAUGUUUUGGGGUAAUGGGGUAUUUAUUUAUUUAUUCAUUAAUGGUAUUUAUUUAUUUAUUUUAUUGAAAAAAAAAGUAUUUUAUGUUCAUAUAGCCCCUAAAAAGAAACACAGAAUGCUGUCACUUAUAUCAAUGCUACAUUUUUGUUAGUGUGUCUAUGAAGCUUGAGCCUAUUUAUCUUGUGUUUUCUAUGUUGUGAUCGAUGUAUACACUAAUCUCACACAGGCCUGUCUCACUGUUAUAUCUGUUGAGCUGCAACAUCAUCUAUGGUGCGGCUUCUGAAUAGUAGAGCUGACUAUUUUCAGGAGGGGAAAAACAAAAAAAAAUUGUACCCGAGCCACCAGAGGAUGAACAUUUUUUACCUCUGAGUGACCUAUUUCCACUUUUUCACUGCCACAGGUUUCCAUCGGUCUAUUUCAUCAUCCAAAGCAUCAUCAGUGAUGGUAAAGACGUAUGCAUUCACCAGAUUUUCUCAUGUUCCCUGAACUUCUUUACCUUUUGUAUUUAACGGUGGUCCUGUUGUGUUCUGAAGCUGCUACUUAGUAGUCUGAAACCUGUCUUCAGUGUGCACAUAGUCUAUCUCUGUCAUCAUUAGGGACGUAAGUGUGUCGAUAGCAAUGUAGGCAGGUCAUCAUCAGUGUUCAGUAGCUUGCAGAAAUGUUCAAGAGUGAUUACAUCUUAUAAAGUGCCAAACUGACACACAUGCAAUAGAGAAUACUAAAGUGUAUUAUCAUUUGUGAAUCCACUUCUACUGCUUUGUGCAAACAUGCAACAUAUUUGAAAAAUGUGGGAGGGGGGGUUUCUUGGAGAAAAUGCUGCAUAGGAAUGUUAGCUGACAUCCCCUUGGUUAUUGUAAUAUAGCUUGUUUUGUUUUGUUUUUUUUUCACAUUAUAGAACCAAAAAAGAACAAUGUCCAAAUGUAGACCAGACUUUUAAAAAUACUGUAGUGAACUCAGACUUUUAUGAUUUUGAUUUUUUUUUAUUUCUUUUUCUUUUAAACAUUGGUGCAAAAUAAACAUACUAAGAGUUUUUUUCCAUAAUGCUCUAAGCUUGUUUAUAGUUUGUUUACUAUAUUUUUACUGCACUCUACUGUCAAUGCAAAGAUUUAAAGUGAAUGAAAGUUGAUAGAAAAUGUUUUUAUUCAGUAGUGUGCAUGAUUAUAUAUUUUUUUUUUAGUCUGACAGAUGUUUUAAAAAAUUUGAUCCGAUUCACAGCAUUUUUUCAUCCAGUUUAAGUCUUUUGCUUGCAUUGCCAUGCAUUUUUAUUCAAACUGUACUUAUUUCUGACUAAGUGAUACUUUAUUUACUUUGGGACCCACAAAUGAGACUUAAACGUGAACAGCACAUGUAGAUAUUUUCUAUUGUUAUGUAUUUUGUCAAACUACAGAAAACAAAACAAACGCACUGAAACAACAAAACUCAGUAAUCGAGAACAAAAUGAAUUUCAUAUGAUCCUCAUACAUACAGUAUGUUAGUUGUUUGCCAUCUAUGUAUAUUUGAGUAUUGUAUAAAAGGGGCACUGAUCCAUUCUGUUAGGGUCUGCAUAAUAUAUUAAACAUGUACUGGAAAAAAUCCUUUUCAUAAGGAAAUUGCACAUAGCUGUGGAAUUUUACAA